This is a messenger RNA of Dicentrarchus labrax (European seabass), 3694 nucleotides long. It is a transcript of the gene mtrr, whose product is annotated as 5-methyltetrahydrofolate-homocysteine methyltransferase reductase. Gene Ontology annotation, molecular function: [methionine synthase] reductase (NADPH) activity; flavin adenine dinucleotide binding; FMN binding. The transcript has 15 exons. The record is from RefSeq and is a predicted model, not a curated record. Bases 247 to 2619 code for a protein of 790 amino acids. Gene Ontology annotation, biological process: homocysteine metabolic process. Gene Ontology annotation, cellular component: cytosol. Lineage: Eukaryota; Metazoa; Chordata; Actinopteri; Moronidae.
CUCCACAUAGUCUUUAUAUCUGCUUCUAAUAAUAGUUUCUAAGAGGCUAACUUUAGCUCGAAAAGACACCAUCCAGAUGUCGGUAACUAAACUUGUCUCUCGCGUGUCAGAGUUGAUUAUUAUUAGUUGUCAGUCAUUAGUAACUUACAUUUAGCUAAAAACAUUCAACUCCGCUAGCUUUUUGGCGUGGUUGCUUUUGAUUUUAGCGUUUAGAUAUGAAAAGAUAAAUAACAUGUUGGACUCCACAUGCAGUUGGAUAAUGACGCAACGUCCGGGUAUUUUAUGGUGGUGUUCAGGGUUGCUCUGUGGCAGUCUGUCCGUCACUUGUCAACAUGUGCAGUAUGUAGCAUGCCUUGUGAAGUAAAGCCUCGGUUCGUGCUGCUGUACGGGUCUCAGAAGGGCCAAGCGCAGUCCAUAGCAGAGGGGGUAGCUGAGGUGGCAGAGGAGCACGGACUGGUUGCAGAGCUCAGCUGCUUGAGCCACAAUGAGAAGUACAAUUUGGAGAAGGAGAAAAGCCCAGUGGUCUUUAUUGUGUCUACUACUGGAGAUGGGGAACCGCCAGACAAUGCCCUCCGAUUUGUAAGGCGCAUCAAGAAGAAGACCCUCUCCACUGACCACUAUAAACACCUUUCCUAUGCACUUUUAGCUUUAGGAGACACAAAUUAUGCAAAUUUCUGCAACUGUGGGAAGACAAUUGAGCGUCGUCUACAGGAACUUGGAGCCAAACAAUUCUAUGCAACGGGAUAUGCAGAUGAUGGUGUAGGGCUGGAGGUGGUUGUGGACCCCUGGCUAGACGGACUGUGGAAAGCAAUCAAAGGAGCCUUAUCAAAAAUGGCUUCUGAUAGGACUGGUUACUUGAAAGGAGAAGCAGGGGAUUCACCACAGGAAACUCCUGAUUCAUCCAUACCAGAUGUCCAACUAAACCUCUUAAGCAUCGCUGAGCGCCAGAACUGCGAGUCGGUCAGAGCAUCCGUAGAACCGGUCUCUAAAUUUGCAUCUGCUGCUUCACCUUCAGCUUCUGCUACACAGACUGCUGUUUCUGAUCUCAGGCCAGCUUCUCCUGCAGGGAGCCCUGGGUUGGCUUCCCAGUCUCACGGUGAUGCCAGUGUUUCUACAUCAGCACCAGAGACGAAGACCAAGGAUACUGGAGUUCCUCAUGUUGAAUUGGCAGCCUCACUGACACGCUCCCUGCCGCCGCUGUCAGAGUCGUCACUCAAUGUUCCUGCUCUACCUCCUCUGUACCUGGAUGUCUCUCUUCAGGAGGUGGAUUCUGUGGAACGGAUGGAUGGACUGUUAAACAAAGACACUCUUUAUGAGGUUUCCAUAUCCAGGGCAGUUCAGCUGACCAGAGGAGAUUCAGUAAAGAUGGCCCUACUCUUAGAGCUGGACAUCUCUGCUUACCCAACGAUAACACAUCAGCCAGGAGAUUCGUUUGAUGUGUUCUGCCCAAACAGGGGCACUGAGGUGGAGGACAUGCUCCGCAGAUUGGGCCUUCAUGAACAGAGGAACCACAGAGUACACAUUUCUCUACGUAAAGACAAUAAGAAAAGAGGUGCCCAGGUGCCACCCUACAUUCCCCAGAACAUCUCUCUGCUGUACCUGCUCACAUGGUGUCUAGAGAUUAGACACGUUCCUAAGAAGGCAUUUCUUCGAGCGCUGGUGGAGCAUACAGGGGACGCUGUGCAGAGGAGGAGACUGCAGGAGCUCUGCAGUAAACAAGGCACCGCAGACUACAACCUGUAUGUGAGAGACCCAAGCCUAAGUGUCCUGGAGCUUCUGUCAGCCUUCCCAUCCUGCAUGCCUCCUCUCAGCCUCCUCAUAGAGCAUUUGCCGAAACUGCAGCCCAGGCCUUAUUCAGCAGCCAGCUCCUGUCUUAGGCACCCAGGAAAGCUGCAUUUUGUCUUCAAUGUAGUAGAGUUCCCAGCAUGCUCUGGGCGGCCUGCGGGGAGGCGAGGCUUGUGUACCGGUUGGCUGUUUGACCUCAUCAAUCCUGUCCUGGUUUUCCCAGGGAAGGCUGAAUCCUCCGGCAGCCCAGCUCUGCCAAAGAUCCAUGUGAGUUUGAGACCCAACUGCUCCUUUCGGCCUCCAUCUGACCUGUCGGUGCCCUUCAUAAUGGUUGGACCGGGUACAGGAGUUGCUCCCUUCAUUGGUUUCCUUCAGCAAAGAGAGAAGGAGAGGCAGGAGAACCCCGAGGCCACGUUCGGCGAAACCUGGCUGUUCUUCGGUUGUCGCCACAGGAACCAAGACUACCUGUUCAGAGAGGAGCUGGAGGACUUUGAGUCCAGCGGUACUCUGAGCCACCUCAAGGUGUGUUUCUCCAGAGAUGACCAGGAGGAGGAGGAGGAGGAGGAGGCUGAGGCGGCCACCACCAUCUCUGCAGCGCGAUGCAAAUACGUCCAACACAACCUGCUACUUCACAGCCAACAGAUCACUGACAUUCUGCUCAAACGUAACGGUUGCAUCUUCGUCUGCGGAGAUGCUAAGAACAUGGCUAAAGAUGUGAACGACACCCUGAUGGAUAUGAUCAAAACAGAGCUUCAGGUGGACCAGCUGGAGGCCAUGAAGACACUGGCAAGGCUGAGAGAGGAGAAACGCUACUUACAGGACAUCUGGGGCUGACAGCGCAUGACGAGAUAAGGGCAUUUUGCAGCAUCCACUGGGCUUCUUUUUUUUUUUUUUUACACCUUCAAAAAAAAAAAAUCAGCAUGCUCAGCUGUAACCUCUGGAACCAUAAAAUUGUGGAUGCUGAAGCCCGGAGUUAGUUUACACCACCCAAUGCUACCAAGAUGGAAUGUACCAUGCUGACCCAGGGAUAUCGGUUCACUACAUCAUCUCGGGCUUUGCUGUUUGAACAAAAAUGACCUUGGUCUCGGCAAUAGUGCUGGAGAUUGGUCCGGCAGUGUGAAAAUGCUUUUAGUGUAGACAAGCCUCCUUCUCCUCGUCCUGUCUGGGGAAAAGGCACUUACUUCCGUCGGCUGUGAUGGAGUGAUUUUGAUGAGACUGUGUGGGAUAUCGCUCCAGCCUAGAUGGAAACAACACAGCAAUCUGUAGCUCUUUAACAACACACACACACACACACACACACACACACACACACACACACACACACACACACACACACACAGUAAAUUGGUUAUUGUCAUUCAGGAUGAAAGAAAUCUUUUUUUCUUCAUCAGUUAUUUUUUGUUUUGCUGUGCCAAGCCGGCACUAAAUGCCAGCUCAAUGCACCAAGGUAUAUACCUCUGAAGUCAUAAUCAGUAGAAAUGAUUUCAAAUGAUGAUUUGAAAAAGUAUCUCAAUUCCAAAAUAUUUUGAUUUGCUGCAUUAUAACUUAUUAUCAUCAUAUUUCAAUCCAAAAUACUGUGGGUAUAGUUUAUCCUAUUUCGGAGAUAAUGAGAACAGGUUUUUUAAUCAUUUUUGUAACUCAAGUUCUUGGAGAUGUGGACAGUUAUCAGUGAUUCAUCAUUAUACUGUGUGCUAAAUUAGUACAAAGGGCAUGAAUCUCAAUGAUAAUGCACAGCUUUAACUUUGUUUAUGCCUGUUUGCCCCAGCAGUCUGUCUGUCUGCCAGUUUGGAGACGGUCAAGUCCAACUUUUCUAAGUCCUGCAAACCUGACUCAAAUCUCACAAACUGUAAUUAAAACAAACACAACUGUGCCUUGUGUGAUCAGGAAUAAAAAUACAUUUCAGUGUAAA